This is a messenger RNA of Loxodonta africana (African savanna elephant), 6426 nucleotides long. It is a transcript of the gene GFPT1, whose product is annotated as glutamine--fructose-6-phosphate transaminase 1. The coding region runs from base 187 to 2232 and encodes 681 amino acids. The record is from RefSeq and is a predicted model, not a curated record. Gene Ontology annotation, molecular function: carbohydrate derivative binding; L-glutamine:D-fructose-6-phosphate transaminase (isomerizing) activity. NCBI's taxonomy places the organism in Eukaryota, Metazoa, Chordata, Mammalia, Proboscidea, Elephantidae. The transcript is spliced from 19 exons. Gene Ontology annotation, biological process: carbohydrate derivative biosynthetic process; protein N-linked glycosylation; UDP-N-acetylglucosamine metabolic process.
GGCGGUUGCUGGUCAAACCCGGGAGCCGGAGGGGUCUGCCGCUGCCUGCGCCGUCGCAUCCCCGGAGGGAGUCUUGUCGGCGCCACCCGGGCUUCCAACCCCACAGAUCGCCGCAGAGCUUCCUGUGUGCGCUUCCGGCCUCUGCAGCCGCCGGCCUCUCGCUCUGCGGACCGUGCCUCCUGCAUCAUGUGCGGUAUAUUUGCUUACUUAAACUACCAUGUUCCCCGGACAAGACGAGAAAUCCUGGAGACCCUGAUCAAAGGCCUGCAGAGACUGGAGUACAGAGGAUAUGAUUCUGCUGGUGUGGGAGUUGAUGGAGGCAAUGACAAAGAUUGGGAAGCCAAUGCCUGCAAAAUCCAGCUCAUUAAGAAGAAAGGGAAAGUUAAGGCUCUGGAUGAAGAAGUUCACAAACAACAGGAUAUGGACUUGGACAUAGAAUUUGAUGUCCACCUGGGAAUAGCUCAUACCCGCUGGGCAACACAUGGAGAACCCAGUCCAGUCAAUAGCCAUCCCCAGCGCUCUGAUAAAAAUAAUGAAUUUGUUGUUAUUCACAAUGGAAUCAUCACCAACUACAAAGAUUUGAAAAAGUUUUUGGAAAGCAAAGGCUAUGACUUUGAAUCUGAAACAGACACAGAGACAAUUGCCAAGCUCGUUAAGUAUAUGUAUGACAAUCGGGAAAGUCAGGAUACCAGUUUUACUACAUUGGUGGAAAGAGUCAUCCAACAAUUGGAAGGUGCUUUUGCACUUGUAUUUAAAAGUGUUCAUUUUCCUGGGCAAGCAGUGGGCACAAGGCGGGGUAGCCCUCUGUUGAUUGGCGUUCGGAGUGAACACAAACUGUCUACUGAUCACAUUCCAAUACUUUACAGAACAGGCAAAGACAAGAAAGGAAGUUGUACUCUCUCACGUGUGGACAGCACUACUUGCCUUUUCCCGGUUGAAGAAAAAGCAGUUGAGUAUUACUUUGCUUCUGAUGCAAGUGCUGUCAUAGAGCACACCAAUCGUGUCAUCUUUCUCGAAGACGAUGAUGUCGCAGCGGUGGUGGAUGGCCGUCUUUCUAUCCAUCGAAUUAAACGAACUGCAGGGGAUCACCCUGGACGAGCUGUGCAAACCCUCCAGAUGGAACUGCAGCAGAUCAUGAAGGGCAACUUCAGUUCAUUUAUGCAGAAGGAAAUUUUUGAGCAGCCAGAAUCAGUUGUGAACACAAUGAGAGGAAGAGUCAACUUUGAUGACUAUACUGUGAAUUUGGGUGGUUUGAAGGAUCACAUUAAGGAGAUCCAGAGGUGUCGGCGUUUGAUUCUUAUUGCAUGUGGAACAAGUUAUCAUGCUGGUGUAGCAACACGGCAAGUUCUUGAGGAGCUGACUGAGUUGCCUGUGAUGGUGGAACUAGCCAGUGACUUCCUGGAUCGAAAUACACCAGUUUUCCGAGAUGAUGUUUGCUUUUUCAUUAGUCAGUCUGGCGAGACGGCAGAUACCCUGAUGGCUCUUAGGUACUGUAAGGAGAGAGGAGCUUUAACUGUGGGGAUCACAAAUACAGUUGGCAGCUCCAUAUCAAGGGAGACAGAUUGUGGGGUUCACAUUAACGCUGGUCCCGAGGUCGGUGUGGCCAGUACAAAGGCUUACACUAGCCAGUUCGUGUCCCUUGUGAUGUUCGCCCUCAUGAUGUGUGAUGACAGGAUCUCCAUGCAAGAAAGACGCAAAGAGAUCAUGCUCGGGUUGAAACGGCUGCCUGAUUUGAUUAAGGAAGUGCUGAGCAUGGAUGACGAAAUUCAGAAACUUGCAACAGAGCUUUAUCAUCAGAAGUCAGUCCUGAUAAUGGGACGUGGCUAUCAUUAUGCUACUUGUCUUGAAGGGGCACUAAAAAUCAAAGAAAUCACCUACAUGCAUUCAGAAGGCAUCCUCGCUGGUGAGCUGAAACACGGCCCUCUGGCCUUGGUGGAUAAGCUGAUGCCUGUCAUCAUGAUCAUCAUGAGAGACAACACUUAUACCAAGUGUCAGAAUGCUCUUCAGCAGGUGGUUGCGCGGCAGGGGCGCCCCGUGGUGAUUUGUGAUAAGGAAGAUACUGAGACCAUUAAGAACACAAAACGAACAAUCAAGGUGCCCCACUCAGUGGACUGCUUGCAGGGCAUUCUCAGCGUGAUCCCCUUACAGUUGCUGGCCUUCCACCUUGCUGUGCUGAGAGGCUACGAUGUUGAUUUCCCACGGAAUCUUGCCAAAUCUGUGACUGUGGAAUAAAGAGCACCUAAACUCUGGGCAAUUGAGCAACACAAGACACCUUUUGUAUUUAAAACCUUGAUUUGAAAUAUCACCCUUUUAAGCCUUUUUUAGUAAAUCUUUAUUUAUAUAUCGGUUAUAAUUAUUCCACUCAGUUAGUGGUUUUUGUGAAAAUUACCUCUUCUAUUUUUACAAUAAUUUGUGGGGGAGUUUGAAUAAUGGAAUCUAUGUCAGAAAGAGAUUUUAACUGUCAUUUUCUUUAAAGAACAUUGGGUGUUGAAUUCCUGGAACCUCCACUUCAAUCUGAGAGGAUCGUAUGUUUUUAAAAUCGUUGGCAUUUGUUUACCAUGGUAUUUGGACUAUUGAAAGAGUAAUGGGUAAAAUUGAAAAAUCUAAAGCCAGCAGCAAUGUAUCCUAAUACUUGGAUAUCUAAUUAAGGCUUUUUUCAGUUAUACAUAAAGAGAUGUUGUGACUGAUUUUGAAACUUGUUUCUGCUUGGUUUUGAAAUCAACCUAUAAAGCUGAAAAACUGAAACUUUUUCUUGAUGGGACUUUAUAUCUAGGUUAGGUUGACCUUAAUUUCUCAAACUUGUUGCCUGUAAGAAUCUGUAGGUUGAGACAAUUUAGGAAGCAAAAUAUUACAGUAAUGCCUUGGUUUUCCCCAAACCUUAACAAAAUGUAUUUGCACAAAUUUAUAGCACAAACUUUAAAUGCGAGCCACUUAGGACAUCCGACAAUAUGAUUUUGAAUUUGAAGACGGGAUGUGUCCGUGUUGGGCAUCCUACUCCUUGUUUUUUCAUCUCCCAAAAGUGGUUAUUUUUAUUUUCUUGUACCUGCAGUCUUUUAUUUUUUAAGUAACUGCUGAAUGACUUGUUCUUUCAAAUCCUAACAGAGAGCUGCUAUGAAGGUGUACAUUAAAUCAAUAGUGAUAAUAUUGAUGUCAUACCUCUUCAACUUUGUCCCAAGGAAGAAUUUCUUGCAGUGACUUUUUCCUUCCCUUCACUGUUUUGUUGCAUAAAACUAGUACCUUAGUGUCAGCUUGGAAGAGCUGCAAGUCUUUGAAACAGUCAUUUGACUCUAAAAAUGUAUGGUAAUAUAGGCUCAGAAAAACUAGAUGCUUUAUGUUGAUAUUGGUGAAAGAGUGCAUCAAAUUUAGUAGUAUUUCCUAAAUAUUUUUCUCUUUGUAUUUUCUGCAUCCUGCCCCUUCCCUUCCUCUGUCCUUACCUCUUUCCCUCCUUCCCUUUCUUUCAAGUCUUUUAUUUUCUUCUACAGUGAAUUUUUUCUGAAUGUUCCUUUGCCCAUUUUGCUAUUGGGGCAGUCAUCUUCCUUAACGAUUACUAGAAGUUCUUUACGUGUUUGACAUAUUAAUCCUUUGUCGUAUACAUUGCAGAUACAUUUUUUUUUUCUAUUUUGUCAUUUACCUUUUGUUAAUGGUGGGUUUUUGCAGAUUAUUUCUAAUUUUUUUGUAAUCAAAUCUGUCUCUUUAACCUUAUGGUUUUCGUCUGCAAUUAUAUUUGGAAAGGCUUGAGGAGAAAGGUAGGGCCUAGAUCCCAGAGAGUCUGCAGUUUAUCUUGGAGCAGUGGGUAUGGCACUAUUGGAAGUGGAGCUUAGAUUUGUGGGGUGUGGAUGGAGGAGGCUGUUGCCAUGGUCCAGGCUCAAGACAGUGAGGAUCUGACUGGCAGAAGUGCAUCCAAGAGGACUUUUUAGAGGGUCUUUUUUUUUUUUUUAAUAGCAGUAAAAGACUAAUGUUAAUUAUAACUAUUGUCUGCUGCAACUUAAGUGAUUUUCUAAGAAGCACACGUCAUUUAAAAGUAUUUAUUAAAAAAUUAAUAACUCACACUGAAUUUGUGAAGGCCAAAGAAAUUGAAGGGAAUGGUAAAGAAAGAUCUUUUAGUCUUCUGAUGUCAGUGUAUUUUGUAGAUUUUGUGUACAAGAAUACCAGACACAGUGUUUUACCCAUGGAAACAGAUUUCAGGGUACUUCACUUGGUUCUGUUAGAAUCUCUAGACGUUUUAGCACAAAUCAUUUUUUUCCACCAUAUCUCCCUAGCUUAACUUAAUCAUAUCUUUACAUCUAUGACAGUGGCAACCAGCAAGACUGAUAACACUAGCUUCAAAUACCAAUAGUAUCCAGGGUUAAAAUAAAAAUCACACUUAACUAGCGGGACUAUAAAGUUAUGACAUAUUAAUUUGUCUGUAGUAGCUUGAUAUCAAAGAUUUUAUGGAAUAUACCAUAAAUAAUGGCUAUUGAGAACAUCUUAGGAAAUUUUUGAAUUACCUUUCUUAUGUAUAUCAUUUUCAGAAUGAAUAUAUAAAUGACCCUGUUAGCUUUUUAAAUGUUCUCUGGUUGAAUGUGUUUUUGCUUAAAUAAAACUUUUGGUAUUUGUUUAAAUAAUAACUUCUUAUGAACUGGAAAUUUUAGAAUCGUCCUUGCUUUGUUUCAGUUUUCUGUUCUUUGAGUGUUUAGUUUAUUUACUGAGCCAGUUGGUUAUUUCUUCCUCAUGUCUUGUAAGUGCAGUGACUCUUAAGCCUGAACUGUGAAUAAAUUACCAAAAACUUGCUGAGAGUUGCAUUUUGGCGUAGUUUGCCAACAUUUGAGGUGUAUAUGCUCUUGCAGCUGUGUUAAAGAUUGUAUUGUGUUAAGAAUGUAGCCCAUGUUUGGUUCAGUAGUUAGUAAACAUUUCUGAUGCCAAAAGUUUAUUCUUUAAUUCUGCUUAAAAAAAGAACGAUUGUAUAAAUAUUGUCAAAAGCUGCAUGUCUCCAGCCCAACCUCCCAGGAGUUUGAGAAAGACUCAGAUAAAACAAAUGCUGUAGUCUUUUUGGUAUCACACUCCAUAGAUACUCUUUCACGUCUGUUUAAAUUUUUGCAAUAAUGUUUGUAGCAAAAGGGGGAUACUCCAGGUAGAUGAAUAGCGAGACAGCAUGCAUCUCAAAUCUAAAGUCUCUCUGCAUCUGGCAGUAUAUUAAUUAUGGAACAAAGAUUCUUUUCAGAAACAGCAAGCUGGAAUCUCUAUCCCUAGUGCUUAUGGCACUUGCAGUAUUUUGCAGGAGACAGUUAAGCCAGGGUUGGUGUGAAUGAAUAGAUGGGCUGUUUGCCUCUCCAGGAGAGUGGACCCCAGAGGCUGGUCUCCGCUCUCCUGGUUGCUCUGCAGCAAGGCCCAGGGCUGCCACACCAGCACUGGUCAUUUUUUCCACAGGCCCCAUUUUUGGCAUAAAAUUCAGCUUUACUCCUAACGAACAGUUUUCUCUCAAAUCAGCUGUUCGUAUUUACUGAGUGCUUACUAAUGGCCAAGAAAUAAUUUCUCUAAAAGUUAAGAGGCCACUUUUCAUUGGAGUGAGAUUUGGGAAAAAUUUUAACUUUUUGGGUAAAGGAAAGAAGUAAGCAUUCAGUUUUUCCUGAUGAAUCUGAAGGUGAAUAGUUUUCUCUCGUUCUUUAGAUGAUGUAGGAGCCUUAUUAGCUUAUUAGGCAUCUGGAGGAAUAAACUAAUCUUGUAAUAAUGCACAGGAAAGUUACCAGGUAUAGCUGACCCCUGCCCAGGAAGUAUAGAUGUGUGUGUUUAUAUAGAUAUAAUUCCCUUUUUGGUUAGUGUGUAUACAGAAUUAUUUCCAAGGUUGGAAAGGGACAUUUGUGGACUUUAUAUUAGCAUGACUCAUUGACUCAGAUUCCGAGGUUCAUUUAUGUAUUUUCUCAUAAAAAUGCUAUUGUGCAGCCACACUUGCCUUUUUAUACUUCAGGAGAUUUUGAGUAUGAAAUAUAGGUGUGUAGUUGAAAAUAGAGAGUAAAAAAUCAAGCUUGUAGAAUUUGAGAAAUGCUCUUUGAAUAGAAUUGUAGCCAAUUCCUCCCCAUUUAUAUAUCAGUCUCCUCUAUGUGUGUAUAAAAUUAAAAAGUGUUUGUGUUCGUUAGGAUGAAAGCAAUUAGCAUAUUUUUAUAUGCUUUCAAUUUUUUGCAGCAUACUGAAUGAUUUAGAAGUCUGCAACAAUCCAAAAACCUAAGCCACCAAAUAACGGCACAUCACAAAACUCACAGAUACAUAUAUAUAAAAAUUUAGUGGUUCCUGUGUACCUGGGAUCUUUAGGAGUUAAUUUCUGCCACUCACUCAACUUGUAAGUUUUGAAAUGGAGAUAAAUAUACUGAGGUCUUGGAAGGAAAAUUGCUGGAAUUCUCAAAGCAUAUAAGUAAAUACUCAUUGAGAAUUGUAGCUAUUUUUUUUUUUUUU